AAAGGAGAAAAGAGGCAUGCAAUGACCGUUUAAAGUCAUAAAUGAUUGAAACAACAAGUAUGAGUGUUUGAUAGUUGGUGAAGUAAAAUCAUUGAAACACAGUACGUGAGAGUGAUGAUUAAGAAGGGAAGCAGCAGAAGAAGAAGAAGAAGAGAUGGUUGUGGCAAGGGUUGUGGAGUCCGAAGUGGUGAGAAUCCUGGACAGUUGUUGCAGCACCCUAAACCACGCAAAACAAGUCCACGGCCACAUAUACCGCAACAACCUCCACCAAUGCUCCUACGUCAUCACCAAGCUCCUCCGCCUUCUCACCACGCUCCCCCACCUGCCCCUCAACUCCUACCCUCUCCUUCUCUUCGCACAAGUCCACGCCCCCAACAACCCCUUUCUCUGGACCGCUCUCAUUCGCGCCUACGCCCUCCGAGGACCCCUCCCCGAGGCCCUUCGCCUCUACUCCUCCAUGCGCCAACGCCGCGUCUCUCCCGUCUCCUUCACCUUCUCCGCCCUCUUCUCCGCCUCCGCCGCCGCCAAAGACGCCGCCUUGGGGGCCCAGCUCCACGCCCAGACACUCCUCCUUGGUGGGUUCGUCUCCGAUUUGUAUGUUAACAACACCAUCAUCCACAUGUACGUCAAAUGCGGAGUUUUGCACUCCGCGCGCAAGGUGUUUGAUGAAAUGCCUCAACGGGAUGUCGUUUCUUGGACCGGGCUCAUUGUUGCCUACGCGAGGAGAGGUCACAUGGAGGCUGCACGGGACUUGUUUGACGGGCUGCUGGUGAAGGAUAUGGUGGCCUGGACUGCCAUGGUUACCGGGUAUGCGCAGAAUGCCAUGCCGGAGAAUGCCUUGGAGGUUUUCCGGGGGAUGGUGGAUGCUGGUGUUGAGAUUGAUGAGGUUACCUUGGUUGGUGUCAUAUCUGCUUGUGCUCAAUUGGGUGCGUCUGGGUAUGCUAAGUGGGUAAGGGACAUUGCCGAGAGUGUUGGAUUUGGGGGAGGAAGUAGUGUCCUUGUGGGGUCAGCUUUGAUAGACAUGUAUUCAAAAUGUGGUAAUGUGGAGGAGGCGUAUGAUGUCUUUAAGGGAAUGAAGGAAAGAAAUGUUUUUUCUUACAGUUCCAUGAUUGUGGGGUUUGCUAUACAUGGUCUAGCUCGUGGGGCGAUUAAGUUGUUUUACGACAUGUUGGAGACGGAGGUAAAACCAAACCAUGUUACUUUUGUGGGGGUGUUUACGGCGUGUAGUCAUGCUGGCUUGGUAGACCAAGGGCAGAAGCUAUUUGCUACGAUGGAAGAGUGUUAUGGUGUUGCUCCAACUGGAGAGCAUUAUGCUUGCAUGGCGGAUCUUCUUGGCCGAGCUGGACACUUGGAAAAGGCACUUCGGCUUGUUGAGACAAUGCCUAUGGAGCCUAAUGGAGCUGUGUGGGGAGCGCUUCUUGGAGCAUCGCACAUCCAUGGGAACCCUGAUGUUGCUGAAAUUGCUUCAAGGCGUUUAUUUGAGCUUGAACCUGAUAACAUAGGGAAUUAUUUGUUGCUUGCCAACACUUAUGCAUCGGCUGGAAGAUGGGAUGGUGUGUCAAGGGUCAGGAAAUUGAUGAGAGAAAAAAAUUUGAAAAAAAAUCCUGGGUGUAGCUGGGUUGAAGCCAAAAAUGGUACGAUUCACGAGUUCGUUGCUGGUGAUGUGAAACAUCCAGAAAUUAAUGAGAUAAAGAAGGAAUUAAAUGAUCUUUUUGAACGGCUUAAGGGUAUUGGAUACCAGCCAAACCUAUGUUCGGUGCCUUAUGGUAUUAAUGAUGAAGAAAAAAUGCUUUUACUAAUGGCUCAUAGUGAAAAACUAGCUUUGGCAUUUGGAUUGCUGAGUACUGAUGCUGGUUCCACUAUAAAGAUUAUGAAGAACCUUAGGAUAUGUGAGGAUUGUCAUAUCGUAAUGUGUGGUGCAUCAAAAGUUACAGGAAGAAAAAUUGUUGUGAGGGAUAAUACGAGAUUCCACCACUUCCUUAAUGGGGCCUGUUCUUGUAGUAAUUUUUGGUGACCAACUACCAAGGCUAGGCCAUAUGCGGGUGCAAAGCUGACAUAUUGGUGUUGGAAGAAUGACUUUGAAGUGUGAACGACCUUUUUUCAUUUGAUGAAUUAGAGGCGUGUAAAGAACUGUUUUGUGCCAGCGUAGAGAUCAACUACUUCAGAAGAAUAUUGAAAUUUUAGCAUCAAUUGCACACCUGUUCAUUUUACAGGGUUGCUCAAUUUAUGAUUGAAGAGUGUUCAAAAAGGAGAGGGAAGGCAAGUGAAGGCAGCUAGCAGAGAAAUUUUGGUCCUCAGCAAAGCAAAUGUUUGGACAGAUACAUGAUCACUAUUGUUUUUACCGGAGAUCGGUCGUGAGAGACGAUUUACUGGGCAAGAUUGAUGAGCUUUCUUUGCUGGGUACGUUGGCUGCUCCGAGGUGGGGGUGAUACCUGCAAAAGAGAUUCCGAUGCUCAAGUUAGUCUUUCUUAUCAUAUGUGUUGGAGAGAUGGGCUGACCUUCCGAGUUGGCGUGGUUCGAGCCCAUUAUUGCCAGGGUGGGUCCUAGUACCGAUGUGGGCGGUACAAGUAUAGUUCUAUAGUAACAUCAAUUGUUGUUACAUAGAGAUGAUAAACAAGGGAUGUAAAUGGCGGAUAAGAGAAACUCUGCUACAUUGAUUAUGGUGUCAUCCUGAAAUUUUUAUAUUGGCAAUGACAAAUAAAGCAAUGGGAAGCAAGCAAUGAAGAGAUACUGAAGAAACACGCUAAAGGCAGCCCUCAGAAUUUUGGUCUUGAAUUUUUGACAGUCUACUGAAGAUCUAUCUCCGAUAAGUUUGGAAGAGAAAUAACAGGCUGCUAAGUAAUACCAUAGUUCUUUACAUCAUGAGCUAUGGUUAUGUGUAGCUCUAGUCAAAAUAGAUUUAUAUUUUCUUUAUUAAUUAUUUUUUAUUUAAAGAAAGUGCCCUUCUUAGUGUUA
Molecule: messenger RNA, 2955 nt
Organism: Cajanus cajan (pigeon pea)
Lineage: Eukaryota; Viridiplantae; Streptophyta; Magnoliopsida; Fabales; Fabaceae
Source: RefSeq, a predicted model, not a curated record